UGCCCGAAACCUUACUGAGAAAUUACGGGCAGUGAGCGAGAGUGAGAGUCAGUCACCCAAACUCACCAGUACGCUCUCUUCCUUUUUGGAGAUAAUAGUUUUUUUCCCCUUAUAUCUAGCGGUAUCUCUGUCUCUUCGAUCACGAUCCAACGGUCCAAAAUGAACGGAGCUCUUGAAGCUUGUUUUUCAAGGUUUUAGCCCCUGAAACUCACAGAUCUGCUCCAUUUUUGCUCAGAUCUUCACUUCUGGUUUUGUGUUUUUUCUUUUUUAUAAUUUUGUUUCCUUUUUGGCAAACGGAAAUGGAGACCAGCUACGGCCCAGUGACAGUUACGUUAGGUAACGGUGCGCUAACGUGCGCUGGUGAAGCUGCAGCAGUAGCAGCAGCUCGUUUGCUUCUUUCUGCUUUGGUCAAUGCUAUGGAUCCCAUUGGAUUGUUGCCUGCUAACAAACCUAGAAUGAAUGGAGAUGACACAAUCGGCCAGGUGAAGCCAAUUGAUGCAGAUGAUGACGAUGAGGAUGAUGGGGAUGAUGAUGAUGAUGAAGACGGAGAUGGGGGAUCCGGAGAAGGUGAAGAAGAAUUGUCUUCUGAUGAUGGAGUCGGCCACAACCCUAACAACAAUAAAAGCAACCCAAAGAAGGGUCCAGAUGGGGGAGCAGGUGCUGGGGCUGAAGAGAACGGAGAAGAGGAAGAUGAUGAUGGCGGGGAAGAAGAUGGUGAAGAGCAAGAUGAUGACGACGACGACGAUGAUGACGACGACGAAGAUGACGAUGAUGAUGACGGUGGGGGAGACGAGGAGGAUGAGGUUGAGGAGGUAGAGAAUGAAGAUGAAGAUGAGGAGGAUGAAGACGAGGAAGCCCUACAGCCUCCUAAAAAGAGGAAGAAGUGAAUUAGAGGCUCGUCGGAUUAUACCAUUCCGGGACUUGUUAUCUAACUUUAUGGAGGAUGUACUGUAGGAUGAUGUUAUUAUGCAUAAUUUGUCUUCUGUUCUGUUGCAUGAUUUAGAAUACUUUAGAACUGUGAGCUGCGGCAAUGAUUAAUUCGAGAAAAUGUCAAACAUUUACUUACUUUGUAGAAUAAUCAUCAAUCUCUUUUCCAAUUAA
Molecule: messenger RNA, 1101 nt
Organism: Mercurialis annua (annual mercury)
Lineage: Eukaryota; Viridiplantae; Streptophyta; Magnoliopsida; Malpighiales; Euphorbiaceae
Exons: 3
Coding region: 300-887 (195 amino acids)
Source: RefSeq, a predicted model, not a curated record